Messenger RNA from Penicillium canariense, 1707 nucleotides. RefSeq names its product fatty acid desaturase. Gene Ontology annotation, biological process: lipid metabolic process. The transcript has 2 exons. NCBI's taxonomy places the organism in Eukaryota, Fungi, Ascomycota, Eurotiomycetes, Eurotiales, Aspergillaceae. Gene Ontology annotation, molecular function: oxidoreductase activity, acting on paired donors, with oxidation of a pair of donors resulting in the reduction of molecular oxygen to two molecules of water. The coding region runs from base 1 to 1707 and encodes 568 amino acids. Gene Ontology annotation, cellular component: membrane. The record is from RefSeq and is a predicted model, not a curated record.
AUGCCCUUCCCAAUCAAGGCGCGCGACAAUGUCCUGUCGAGAGCUGAGAUUGAAGGCAUGAUUGCCGAGAAGAAGCUCAUUAUCAUUGUCGAUAACAAGGUUCUCAAACUCGAUGCCUGGAUCAAAUUCCAUCCUGGAGGCAGAUUGGCCAUUGAGCACAUGGUCGGAAAAGAUGCCACGGACGAAGUGAAUGCUCUGCAUUCCCAGGAAGCACGUCAACGCAUGAGCAAAUUCCAGAUCGGUCGUAUCGAAGGAAGAUGGACCAACUUCCUCCCUCCUAUUCAAGGUGGCACUUUCCGACCCUACUCCGAAGCCCAAGCAAAGGAAGACGAGCAAGCUUUGUCCGAUUCCGAAGGACCGAGCGAAGAAGCCUCAGCUCCGCCAUCCCCCCUAUUCGAAGCCGACGAAGACGCAUUUGGCUUGCGACGCCGGCUCUCCAUAUCGACCAUUUCCUCAGCAGUCAGCGCCAUUCCUCAGCCCACAACUGAAACCACUGAAUCCACUGAACCCAAGCCACGAACAUGUGUGAUUGACGCCCGAACCCAAGAGGAGAUCCAGUUGGAUUUAUCCAAAUAUCCUCCUCUUGAUGCUGCACACCAAGAGAAUAUCAUCCAGAAAUAUCGCAAGCUUAACGAGCGUAUUCGCGCGGCUGGACUCUACAACUGCAAUUACUCUGCCUACGCCAUUGAAAUAUGUCGAUACUCUCUCUUCUUUGGUCUUUUCAUUUUCUUUUUGAAGACCCACUGGUUUUGCCUGUCGGGCUUCUUCCUCGGAUGCUUCUGGCACCAACUGGUCUUCACUGCCCACGAUGCUGGUCACAUGGGCAUCACCCACGACUUCCAGACUGAUACCGUGAUUGGAAUGAUUAUUGCGGACUACCUGGGCGGACUGAGCCUGGGCUGGUGGAAGCGAAGCCACAACGUUCACCAUAUCGUUACCAAUGCUCCGGAGCACGAUCCCGACAUCGAAUUGAUGCCCUUUUUCGCCGUGUCGCAGCGCUUCUUUAGCAGCCUGCGGAGUACAUACUACGACCGGAUCAUGGAAUUCGAUGCGGUGGCCAAAGUGACAGUCAAGUAUCAACACUACUUGUACUACCCGAUUCUCCUCUUCGGUCGCUUCAACCUCUACUACCUGAGCUGGGAGUACAUCUACCUCGGUCUCGGCCCCCGACACGGCGCCGGCUGGUGGCACCGUUGGUUCGAGGCAGCUGGUCAAAUCUUCUUCUGGACGUGGUUCGGCUAUGGGGUCAUCUAUCUGAGUAUUCCGGGACUGUGGAACCGGAUCGCCUUCAUCCUCAUCUCUCACAUGGUCACUGCACCUCUCCAUGUGCAAAUUACUCUCUCUCACUACGCCAUGUCCACCGCGGAUCUCGGACCUCAUGAGUCUUUCCCUCAAAAGAUGCUGCGAACGACCAUGGAUGUGGACUGCCCCCAAUGGUUGGACUGGUUCCACGGCGGACUCCAAUUCCAGGCAAUUCAUCACCUGUAUCCCCGCAUUCCUCGCCACAACCUGCGCAAGACGCAGGAAUUUGUGAAGGAGUUUUGCGAGGAUGUGGAGAUUCCGUACGCUGUGUUUACUUUCUUCGAUGGUAACAAGGAGGUCAUCGGUCGACUUGCGGAUGUCGCUAAGCAGGCGGCCAUUUUGGAGGAGUGCCGCAAGGCAGCCGCCGUCCAGGGUGUCUUCUCCGAUCACCACCAUUCACACUGA